Heterobilharzia americana is the source of this 708-nucleotide messenger RNA. NCBI's taxonomy places the organism in Eukaryota, Metazoa, Platyhelminthes, Trematoda, Strigeidida, Schistosomatidae. The record is from the annotation of a GenBank genome assembly.
AAAGAGGAGACACAAAGGGAACGAUGGGCUGAUCACUUCAAAAAACUCUUCAACCGACCACCACAACAACCACCACCACCACCACCUGCAACUCGUCCACAAAUACCACCAGCAGCCCACCCACAGAACUAUCAGUGAACACAUCCCCUCCGACAAAACCAGAAGUGAAGUCCUGAACACCACACCAUAAACUUGCUGAAAUCCGAGAAAGCAGCAGGACCGUAUGAAAUUCCGUCAGAAGCACUGGAAACAGACGCACAGACAACAGUGGACACGCUCACCACACUACUACAGAAAGUUUCCAACGAAGGAAGGAAGGAAGGAAGGGAAAGUACCUGCUGAUCGAUUCGAAGAAGGGCUACCUUGUCAAAAUUCAAAAGAAUGGCAACAUAAGUCUUUACAUGAACUGACACGCAUUCAUGCUCCACCACUGUCCACCCCUAGCAAACUAAAUAUUAUGCCCGAUCAUCCUGGAGAGACUAAAACAUGCACUGGAUUCAAAACGAUGACCGGAACAGGCUGGCUGACUGCGUUCAGGAAGAACAAAUCAUGUGUGGAUCAAAUUGCAACACUACGCUACACAUCAUCACAAAACAGAGCAUAAAAUGACAGUCAAAUCUCUACCUCAACAUCAUCGAUUUUGAAGAGGCCUUCGAUCGAGGCAUUGACCGACAAGUAAUUUGGCAGGCAGCUGCUUCAACACUACGG